AAAGCGAAGAACGGAGAGGACGAGAGAGGAGAAAAGCUGGGCUGUUUGUAGUUGUAGCGUCUCAUUAGAUGCAGCGAGCAUGGAGCCAAACAGAAAGUCUGUUUCGCCAUUAAUGGAUCAACAUCUUCCUUCCUGGAAUCCAUUGACACUGCAGAAGAGGCUAGAGAUAUCUCAGCAUGCAUGAGAGAGAGAGAGAGAGAGAGAGAGAGAGAGAGAGCACUAGAACACACAACUACUAGUUAGUAGUUUGUUAGUAUUAGAUAGCUAGGGUCCAAGGGCCAUCACAAAUGACUAGCGUCCUAGAAAGACUGAGGGUCGCGAGUGUGGAGGGAUAGAGGUGUUGCUUGGCCGCUAGCCUGCCUCGCCGGCCUUUGGAGUCAAAGCGUAUUUAGGUCUCUGCUAGAGUCUGGAGAUACACGUACGUGUAUGUCUAGCAGCUAGCCUCCCUCUCUGCGUCUGUCUGUGUCGGCCGCCGGUGUGCACCUCGCCUGCGGAGCUGUGAUCGAUCGAUGGUGAGUGGCAGCAGCCUCAAGGAGCAGCAGCAGGAGAUGAACAUCUCCUUCGGGAUGAACCACCAUCACCAUCACCCUCCUUCCUCGUCUUCCUCUGCUUCCUCCAUGCAUGCAGCUGCUGCAAGCUUCAUGACUAGCGGCAAGGAGGCGUCAGGAGCUUAUGACCAUCUGGGCGAGCUGGACCAGGCGUUGUUCAUGUACCUGGAUCACGGCAGCCAUGGCGCCACGCACCCAGAGCAAAGGCAGACACUCAACAUCUUCCCUUCCCAGCCCAUGCAUGUGGAGCCAUCGCCAAAGGGGGAGAUUAGUUUAGUUCUGGCCCCGGCUCCGGUGGGAUCCAAGCAGCCUAGGUCACCAGACCAUCACCACCAUCAGCGGACCGACAUGGAGGAGUUGGCAGUGAGCAGGAGGCAGGAUCACCACCAGCAGCAGCACCAACCCUUUGCUGCUGUCGCUGAGUCUGCAGCAGCAGCAGAAGGGACCAUCAAGGAUGUGAAGCCGGUGGCCAAGAAGGAGCACAGGAGGGGUGCAUCGACCGGGGAACGCGACCCAAAAACGCUGAGAAGGCUGGCCCAGAACAGGGAGGCAGCAAGGAAAAGCAGGCUAAGGAAGAAGGCUUACAUCCAGCAGCUGGAGUCUAGUAGGAUCAGGCUUGCUCAGCUUGAACAAGAACUGCACACUGCAAGAGCUCAGGGAGUCUUCUUCCACAACAGCGGCCUUCUCCCCGACCAAGGUGCCGCUGGCAAAGCCGUCCCUAUCGGCGGCAUAGACGGCCUCAGCUCAGAGGCGGCGAUGUUCGACGUGGAGUACGGGCGGUGGCAGGAGGAGCACUACCGUCUGAUGUACGAGCUGCGGGCGGCGCUGCAGCAGCACCUGCCGGAUGGGGAGCUGCAGAUGUACGUGGAGAGCUGCCUGGCGCACCACGACGAGAUGAUGGGAAUCAAGGACGGCGUCAUCAAGGGCGACGUCUUCCACCUCAUCUCCGGUGUCUGGAGGAGCCCCGCCGAGCGAUGCUUCCUCUGGCUCGGCGGCUUCCGCCCAUCGGAGGUCAUCAAGAUGCUGCUGAGCCACGUGGAGCCCCUGACGGAGCAGCAGAUCGUGGGCGUGUACGGUCUGCAGCAGUCGGCGCUGGAGACGGAGGAGGCGCUCAGCCAGGGCCUGGACGCGCUGUACCAGUCGCUCUCCGACACCGUCGUCUCCGACGCGCUCAGCUGCCCCUCCAACGUCGCCAACUACAUGGGCCAGAUGGCCGCCGCCAUGAACAAGCUCUCCACCCUCGAGGGCUUUGUCCGACAAGCGGAGAACCUUCGGCAGCAGACGCUGCACCGGCUGCACCAGAUCCUGACGACGCGGCAGAUGGGGCGGUCGCUGCUGGCCAUGUCGGACUACUUCCACCGCCUCCGCACGCUCAGCUCGCUCUGGGUCACCCGCCCCAGGGCCCCGCAGGAGCAGCAGGGCCACAGCUAAUCGUCGUCGGUCGUCGUCAGCUGAUCGUCACCUGGACGCACGCACGCACGCAUGCGUCCAUGCAUGGAGCCAUGGACGGAUGGACGCAUGCUGUUCGUUCGUCAGUUCAAGAAACAGGCCAGAGACCUCGCAGGUGUUCGUUCGUAGCGACUGUCGUUGGCUGCUAGUAGAUAGCUAUAGUUAGGUAUGAUCGAUCGGUCGGCUGGUCAGUCGACGCGGCUGAUUGAUGAUCUUAAUUGUAAUGGUUAUCUUAUCACCGGAUGCAUGCAUGUGUUCACCAGUGUUCGUUGACUCUAGAGAUGCGGCGGUUUUAACAAUCCUGCAGGGUCACCGGUUUUAACAAUCCUGCAGGGUCACCGGUUUUAACAAUCCUGCAGGGCCUGGUGGUGGAGGCCGCCUCGUGGCGCCUCCGUCUCGAGUUUGUCACCGUGCCGGGCGACCACCACCGCCUCCGUUCGUCCAGUUCCCGGGAGCGCCACUAUUGCCGGUGCGGCACCGCCGACCCUAGUGCUAGCUAGAGUCAGAGCUUGUUGAAACCAAACCAAAUUAAAUCCUCUUUUU
Molecule: messenger RNA, 2540 nt
Organism: Phragmites australis (common reed)
Lineage: Eukaryota; Viridiplantae; Streptophyta; Magnoliopsida; Poales; Poaceae
Product: transcription factor TGA2-like
Exons: 11
Coding region: 510-1979 (489 amino acids)
Biological process (GO): DNA-templated transcription; regulation of DNA-templated transcription
Molecular function (GO): sequence-specific DNA binding; DNA-binding transcription factor activity
Source: RefSeq, a predicted model, not a curated record